Messenger RNA from Mizuhopecten yessoensis (Yesso scallop), 1247 nucleotides. RefSeq names its product sodium/iodide cotransporter-like. The record is from RefSeq and is a predicted model, not a curated record. Gene Ontology annotation, cellular component: membrane. The coding region runs from base 8 to 427 and encodes 139 amino acids. NCBI's taxonomy places the organism in Eukaryota, Metazoa, Mollusca, Bivalvia, Pectinida, Pectinidae. Gene Ontology annotation, molecular function: symporter activity. Gene Ontology annotation, biological process: sodium ion transport; transmembrane transport. The transcript is spliced from 4 exons.
CAGCUCCAUGCCUACACAACGUGCUGCCAACAAAGUUCUUUUAUUUGCUGGCCCUGCCUUCACGUUUACCAUGUCAUUAGCAGCGUUUGAGGGAAUCAUCGCCUACGCUUACUUUCAUUCUAAAGGAUGUGAUCCGUUAGCGUCUAAACAAAUCACCAAUUCAAACCAGGUGAUUCCUUUCAUGGUGCUGGACAUUUUCAAAACUCUGCCAGGCAUGUCUGGUCUCUUCUUGGCCUCGCUAUUUAGUGCGUCUCUAAGCACACUAUCAUCUGGGCUAGCAAGUCUGUCUGCUCAACUGACGGAAGACUUUAUAAAACCUACAUUUAAAAGUUUGACAGAUGUCAAAAUAACAAUUAUAGCAAAGCUUUCAGGUGAGACAUAUUUUAACUUCAUUUCUUCUAGUUCGUGUUUAUACUCUUCUGCGUGACAAUUUUGAUUUUCUGUCGUGGUUUUCGUUUAUUGAUAGAAACAUUCCUACUUUUCUUACCAUUCGAUAGUCAUGGACUUGCUCUGACAAUUGAUAUUUCUGUGAAAGAUAUUACUACCUCGCUUGGUCGGAUGCUCAACACAAAAGAAAAAAGGGAAAUAUAGCCAAGGUAUUACGGGGAAAAAAGCAGUCGAAAAAAUAGAGAACAAAGAGUUUAAAAUGAGUGAAGCAGAUUCAAUUUGGUCGCUUUUGUUUCACCAAGUAGAGGGAACAAAAGAUAAUCCAAAAUCUGUAGAAGGUAGUUUACCCAAGCAAGCUGCAGUGGGUAACAGCAGAUGCACACCAUUUGGUUAAUCCUUGACCUUUAUUGGAAUAAUGAGUUAUUCUAAUACAAUGUAUUUCAGCUGUCGAAGUGUUUACAUGUGUUUAAAACACUUCGUUGCAAUGGAUUUAGAAAACAAACAAGGAAUGAUCGGGAUAUCUUUAAAGUGCGAUAGUAUGAUAGUUUUGAUGGACUUGUGGUAAAGAAAAGUAUCGAUGUCAAUGCCAUCAUUUCCCUUGUUGACAAGUUAUACUUUUAUAAAAUUCCAAGCUUCCGGAGCGAUGUGAAUAUCCGUACGAACUUAUUAAGGAGUCGACUGUGAAGCACAUCAAUGACCAGUGUAAUACUUCCAUGUUAAAAAGAUUAUGUUAAACUUAUUUAUAUAUUGCUUUAAAGGUCCGGCUUAGCUAUGUUUAAAGCCACCACGGAAGAAUACAUGUAUAUAUAUUUACAUUUGCAUGGCAUUGUCACUAUAGAGUCUUUGAAAGCUGUGUUGUU